AUGGACUACUCCUACCUCAAUUCGUACGACUCGUGCGUGGCGGCCAUGGAGGCGUCCGCCUACGGCGACUUCGGCGCCUGCAGCCAGCCCGGCGGCUUCCAGUACAGCCCCCUGCGGCCCGCCUUCCCCGCGGCGGGGCCGCCCUGCCCUGCGCUCGGCUCCUCUAACUGCGCGCUUGGCGCCCUCCGCGACCACCAGCCCGCGCCCUAUUCAGCAGUGCCGUACAAGUUCUUCCCGGAGCCGUCGGGCCUGCAUGAGAAACGCAAGCAGCGGCGCAUCCGCACCACAUUCACCAGCGCGCAGCUCAAGGAGCUGGAGCGCGUCUUCGCCGAGACCCACUACCCCGACAUUUACACGCGCGAGGAGCUGGCGCUCAAGAUCGACCUCACCGAGGCUCGCGUGCAGGCCAAGUGGUCCCUGUGCCCGCAGGUCUGGUUCCAGAACCGCCGGGCCAAGUUCCGCAAACAGGAGCGCGCGGCCAGCGCCAAGGGCUCGGCAGGCGCGGCCGGCACCAAAAAGGGCGAGGCGCGCUGCUCGUCCGAGGACGACGACUCCAAGGAGUCCACGUGCAGCCCCACGCCAGACAGCACCGCGUCGCUGCCGCCGCCGCCGCCCGCGCCCGGCUUGGCCAGCCCGCGCCUGAGCCCCAGCCCGCUGCCAGCCGCCCUGGGCUCUGGGCCCGGGCCGGGACCACAGCCGCUCAAGGGCCCGUUGUGGGCAGGCGUGACUGGUGGUGGGGGUGGUGGGCCUGGCGCGGGUGCGGCGGAGCUACUUAAGGCCUGGCAGCCGGCGGAGCCCGGACCUGGGCCCUUCUCGGGGGUUCUGUCAUCCUUCCACCGGAAGCCCGGACCCGCCCUGAAGACCAAUCUCUUCUAGCCCCGCGACUCUGGAGGCUCUGGGCCUGCUCCCAGAGACGCCCCUGCCCCGCCAGGACCUCACAGAGUCCCUCCCCAUCCCGGCUGCCUGCCUGGAAGUCCUAUCCUCCCCCAACCCCUACUGUUUCUGGCCCCUAGGUGUACUCUCCCCAGCUUUGGAGACCAAGUCAGAGCCACUCUUGUCCUCACCCACCCCCACCCAGCAAAAGCAGUAUACUUCUCACAGGGACAUCUUCCAGGAGAGCCCGGAGCCCCUUCUUCUAGCUUGGCCUUCCUUGGAUCCGGGAUCAAAGAACACCCGUCUCUAACACUGUCCCAGAACGUGAGGGUACUCAAGGAGAACCGGCCCGGCCCCCUCCCGGGGCUCUGCAGUUAGCUGAGUCACGCCUCACCCUGGUGACCACCAGUGUCUGCUACGCCAUCCCUCGGACACACCCAUACUGAUCCCACCCGGGCGUGCAAGGGCCCGUCGUAGUUCGUCGCUGAGAUGGUCGUGGUCCAGCGUCCCGCCGCCAAUUCGUCCCUCACGUGUCCCCUCCCAUCCCCAGCGCGUGUGGCGCAGAA
Molecule: messenger RNA, 1439 nt
Organism: Loxodonta africana (African savanna elephant)
Lineage: Eukaryota; Metazoa; Chordata; Mammalia; Proboscidea; Elephantidae
Gene: PHOX2A
Product: paired like homeobox 2A
Exons: 4
Coding region: 1-876 (291 amino acids)
Biological process (GO): regulation of transcription by RNA polymerase II
Molecular function (GO): RNA polymerase II transcription regulatory region sequence-specific DNA binding; DNA-binding transcription factor activity, RNA polymerase II-specific
Source: RefSeq, a predicted model, not a curated record